This is a messenger RNA of Musca domestica (house fly), 1192 nucleotides long. RefSeq names its product U5 small nuclear ribonucleoprotein 40 kDa protein-like. NCBI's taxonomy places the organism in Eukaryota, Metazoa, Arthropoda, Insecta, Diptera, Muscidae. The record is from RefSeq and is a predicted model, not a curated record. Gene Ontology annotation, cellular component: catalytic step 2 spliceosome. Bases 123 to 1163 code for a protein of 346 amino acids. Gene Ontology annotation, molecular function: RNA binding; protein binding. The transcript has 3 exons.
CUCAACACAAACAACGUUGUUAUUUGUUUUCGUUUACAAUUGACGACCAGGCAAACGCAUUGUGGCCAAUAUUAAAAAAUAAAUAAUUGAUAAAUAAUAAUAAUCAAGUUUAACUUACAAACAUGGCCAAAAGACCCGGUUCCAGUCUUGUGUUGGCCCAAGAGCCAAAGAAAACUAAAAGUGAUUUGGUGGCAUACACAAAUCGUGACAAGGCCUUAAUGGAGGAGGGUGUGCGAAGAACCUCGAAUCUCCAGGCACCCAUUAUGCUGCUCGAAGGUCAUCAGGGAGAGAUUUUUACAACGGAAUUUCAUCCGGAGGGAGAAAUGUUGCUAUCAUCCGGGUUUGAUAGGCAAAUAUAUAUCUGGAACGUUUAUGGUGAUUGUGAGAACAUUUUGGCCAUGUCUGGCCACACGGGUGCCGUUUUGGAAGCUCAUUUCAAUACCGAGGGUUCACAGGUAUUCACUUGCUCGACAGAUAAAACUCUAGCCAUAUGGGAUAUUGGCACAGGCCAAAGGGUGCGACGCUUAAAAGGUCAUACGAACUUUGUAAAUUCCCUACAGGGAACACGUCGUGGCCAACAAAUGCUGUGUUCCGGUUCUGAUGAUCGUACCAUACGCAUUUGGGAUGCGCGAAAGAAACUUUCAGCCCAUAUGUUGGAAGCACCGUUUCAAGUGACCUCGGUUACAUUUAAUGACACAUCCGAUCAAGUUAUAUCCGGUGGCAUCGAUAAUGAGGUGAAAGUCUGGGAUAUACGUAAACAACAAGUUUUACAUUCACUCAAAGGGCACACGGACACAAUUACAGGAUUAUCGUUAUCACCCGAUGGAUCUUAUAUCCUAUCAAAUUCUUUGGAUAACACUUUAAGGAUAUGGGAUAUACGUCCCUAUGUACCGGGUGAGCGUUGUGUGAAAAUCUUCCAAGGUCAUCAACAUAAUUUCGAAAAGAAUUUGCUACGUUGCGCCUGGUCACCGGAUGGUAGUAAAAUUUCAGCUGGUUCUGCCGAUCGUUAUGUCUAUGUAUGGGACACAACAAGCAGAAGAAUUCUAUAUAAACUUCCCGGACACAAUGGUAGUGUUAAUGACGUUGAUUUUAGCCCCAAAGAGCCGUUGAUUGUGUCGGCUUCUAGCGAUAAGACUUUGUAUUUGGGUGAAAUAGAAGACUAAUAAAUGGAAUGAAUGAAAUGUAAAAAAGA